AUGUCGGAGCCAAAUAUCGCCAGAUCAUUGGCGCCUGCUCCUCCUGGCUUCCAGCGCAGACCGAGUGCAGAGCUACCCAGACAGCGGAAGAACAUAUCAACAGCUUGCACUGCUUGCAAAGCCCGAAAGUGGAAGUGCACCGGAAAAGUUCCGUGCAACAACUGUAUUCGGAGUAACACUGAGUGUGUCAUAGACGAGUCGAACGACAAUCGUCGCCGAUUUGCCCUGAAACGCAAGCUGGAGGAGCUCACUAAAGAGAAGAACCUGCUCGAUCAGCUGGUCGAGACUCUGCGCUCCAGUUCCAACGAACAUGUUGUGCGACUAUUAGACCUUAUCCGGAACAAAAGGACGUCGCUAGAAGAGAUCAAAAUAUACCUUGAUGGAAAAGCAACCGACAGUGAAGUUGAGAUGACCCCCGAGUUGCAGGAAGUUCAUGAUCGCCUCGAGGCAAGAGCGAGCAAGCGGUCCAGUCGUCGUUUGCUGGAUGUUGCAUGGCUUUCGAAUAUCCCGGUUGUUGAAGUGCCAGCCCACCCAUGGACGACGGUCACAGAUGAUGACGGUCUAGUAUCGUUUUUAAUCUCUCUCUGGUUGACAUGGAGUCACCCUUUUUGUAACUGGAUUGACCGUGAUUUGUUUAUUCGAGACAUGCGAUCAAAGGACACAAAUUCGACUUUCUGCUCUCCAUUCUUGGUUAACAGUAUCCUAACCAAGGCUUCGUUCUACUGUGACUAUCCUGAGGUGUUUGAACAUGUAAACGAUCCAGAAUCCAGAGGUAUGCACUUCUAUAGAGAAGCGAAGCAACGGUUCGAAAACGAAGACGGCAGAAUCACCAUUUCCACAAUUCAGGGAUAUGCCACCUUACUAACAAGCAUGGCUCUCAUCGGAAAAGACCGACUUGUCUGGCUUUCGCUUGGCCAGUUGGGACGAAUGGUCGCUGAUAUCUCCUCGUCCAACCCGCCAAUGCAACUACAUGGUAAUGAAAAUAAGCGUGCUGAAGGAAGAGCCAUUGAUAACACAAUUUGGGGAGUGUACAAUCUUACUGCAAUGUUUUCGACCAUUUUCAUGAAACCUCUUGACCAAGAGAAACCCCUAAGACCCCGUUUGCCCUCUGACCACGAUGAUGACGAUGCUGCUGAUGUGGCAUGGAGUCCGUAUCCUCGCCACGGAGAUGACCAACCGUCUCAUCUCGCAUGUGUCUUUAACAGCCUUUGUAAACUCAAUGAGUUGAAUGUUGAAGCUAUUCGACGGCUUUAUCAGGACGAAUCACGCAAGGCGAUAUCUCGCCCGGGUAUGGAGAUUGUCAUUAGCUCCAUAUUGCCGCGGUUACAGGCAUGGUACAUUGGUUUGCCCAAGUGUGUCCAGGAAGGGCAAUCGGCGCUCCCGCAUAUUCUAGAUUUGCACAUGUAUUACCAUGCUACGAUCAUCGUCUUGUUCGGACUGCUCAAGACGUCCUAUCGGUAUCCGUCAUCCCCAGUGAUCAUCACCCCCAAGAAAGCGCGGGAGACUUGUGUAGAGUCAGCGCAUCAAGUUGCUCAAAUGAUUCGACUUUAUCGUUCGAAAUGGGGCAUUGAGUUCAUCUCUGGCACAGCUGUCUAUUGGUUAUCGAUCGCAUUCUUCGUACUGCUCGAUGAGCUACAGGAUCAGUCGAAUCAUAAAGCAUUUAUCGACCUCUUCUCCGUGGCAAAGGUGCUUUCGAAGCAAUGGUUUCUUAUGAAGGGCAUUCUGCGAAUGCUUCAGCUUACGGCAAGACAGAUGCAUAUUAGCCUACCUCCAGAGACAGAACCUCUUCUCCGGGACUUUGAGACAAAUAUGUGGCGCCAGGAAAGCGGCCGCAGAAAGCUUAGCAGUGCCUUUCCUAAUUUUUUAUUGUUGUUCCGGCGUGUAACGGACGAGGGAGGCGGGUUACAUAACCCGAUUGAUUUGGAUCAGUAUUUGGAGAAGUUGGAUGAAGUUUCGAAGCCGUAG
Messenger RNA from Talaromyces marneffei, 1965 nucleotides. RefSeq lists its product as uncharacterized. Gene Ontology annotation, molecular function: DNA-binding transcription factor activity, RNA polymerase II-specific; DNA binding; zinc ion binding. Lineage: Eukaryota; Fungi; Ascomycota; Eurotiomycetes; Eurotiales; Trichocomaceae. Gene Ontology annotation, biological process: regulation of DNA-templated transcription; DNA-templated transcription. The transcript is spliced from 6 exons. The record is from RefSeq and is a predicted model, not a curated record. The coding region runs from base 1 to 1965 and encodes 654 amino acids.